Messenger RNA from Cimex lectularius (bed bug), 574 nucleotides. RefSeq names its product ras-related protein Rab-26. The transcript has 4 exons. NCBI's taxonomy places the organism in Eukaryota, Metazoa, Arthropoda, Insecta, Hemiptera, Cimicidae. The annotation marks the transcript as partial. The record is from RefSeq and is a predicted model, not a curated record. Gene Ontology annotation, molecular function: GTPase activity; GTP binding.
GAGCCCUUAGAUUGAUCCUCCCGAAGGGUGGUCUCGGAGGGUAAAGGGGUGCUGGCAGGUUAUAACAAUACUGCUAUCUCCUCAACAUCCUCGCAGUAAACAAACCUAUAACACCAAUCCACCUAAUGCCUUGAACCGAUAUGCCUUCGACGACGAGUUAGGAACGAGACCGGGCUGAGAUGUCGGCUUUGAGCGUGAUGGCGACUGAUGACAGUAUGAGCGACGACGUGUUUGAAACUGAAACAGAGAGCCGCCUUCUUUCGGAUCCGAGGUCGGGGAAGCCGACCCCGAGCCCGACCGGCUACCGCGAUUACACACCAGACCCGAAACUUUUAACACCAAUUAAACGAGAAGACUCAGACAUAGCACAUAAGACAAUACUUUUGGGGGACUCCGGAGUAGGUAAGACUUCGUUACUCGUACAGUUCGACACAGGAAAAUUUCAAUCGGGGACGUUUUCUGCGACUGUCGGCAUCGGUUUCACGGGGCAACCGACAGCUUGGUCAUUUCAGCCCCGAAGCACUAGCGAAAUACCACUACAUACUCGGUACAUCACACCAAUAAAUAUAUUCAU